This is a messenger RNA of Bipolaris zeicola 26-R-13, 558 nucleotides long. RefSeq lists its product as uncharacterized. Lineage: Eukaryota; Fungi; Ascomycota; Dothideomycetes; Pleosporales; Pleosporaceae. The record is from RefSeq and is a predicted model, not a curated record. Gene Ontology annotation, molecular function: protein binding. The transcript is spliced from 3 exons. The coding region runs from base 1 to 558 and encodes 185 amino acids.
AUGGCUGACCACCACGACGGAGCCUCUCCUCGAGAACUUGUUCUCGAAGCCUGCCGACGCAACAACACCGAGCUCCUCGAGGAAACACUGGCCGACCUGAAUGCCGCUGCCAAAAAGUCGGACAAGAAGCCUGCCGACUAUGUCGCAGACAUACUGAACAACGCGCGCGAUGGACUCGGCAACGGCUGCCUUCACAUUGCUGCCACCUACGGAAGUUUCGAGGUCAUCGACAUGCUGCUCGACCAAGAAGGCCUCGAGAUUGACGAAAUCGACCGCAUGGAACAGGACACGCCCCUCCACAAAGCCGUACGCUACGUCAACUCGCUCGAAAAAGACGUCUGGCCCCAUGGUCAAUCCAUUGUCGCCAUGCUCCUAGACGCAGGAUGCGAUCCCAGAAUACGGAAUAAGGCGAAGCUCAAGCCCGUCGAGCUGGUUGACCCACGAAACACGGAGCUGAAGAGCAUGCUGCAAAAGGGCGAGUUUGCCAUCCAGGCUGGUGGAGACAUCGUCGGGGAUGACGAUGACGGCCAUGCAGGCAGUGGAAGUGAGAGCGAUUGA